GCCCCAAAGCAGAGUCUAAAGGGAGAGAAAAGGGAUGUGCAGAUAGAGAUGGUCCAGGAGGCUAUGCCUGCUUGCUGUCUUUCAGUUUUCUCUGUACUAAAAGCACCACUUGGUGACCUUUGGCAUAUAUAACGUUAUGCUUCCUUAAGCGUUUUUUCAUGUCUUUCCUAGAGGGAAGGAAAACCUCUUUUUUUCGUUCCCCACAAGGCCAGCCAAGCAGUAGAACAGGCAGCCCAGAGAGGCUGGGCAGGUCCUCAGUCCAUGAGGGUUUUCAAGACCUGACUGGAAAAAGCAGCCUGAUCAUAUCAUAGCAGACUCCACUUUGAGCUCUUGCGGUCCCUUCCAACCUGGAUCAUUAUUCUAGGAUCCUCUGUAGGUUUUUCAAGAAAGCUUUAUGUUGGUCUACCCUAUUUUUGUAAUACCCCUUCAUUUCUACUACUGAUGCAAAGCAGGGAUUCAUUUUUUUUUUCCUGUAAGUGCAGAAGCUUACCCUACUAUGCAUUAAUCUACAAAAGUGCUACCUAUUACUGCUCCAGAUUUCAUCACAAGCUAUUCGAAUCCUAUCUGCACUGCUCUGUUCUAGGGCUGAAUUCCGCGAUGUUGAGAGGAGCUGCUCACGGUGCAAAAGAUGCAUUUACUCUUCUGUUGACGAGAUCUCAGUACUGGAACCCAGGAUGGAAUUUUCCCUCAGUGUGGACUGAAGUAGCAAAGAGGAGCUUCCCAGUACGUUCCAGCUACACAACUGACACAAAAUCGAGAGAGGAAAAUAAAGAAACUAUUGAGAGUCUCCACAAAUUGUCAGUCGAUGUUAAGAAGAUCCGCAGAUUAAAGGAAUGGGUCCUUCUCCAGGAUGUGGCCUAUGUUAAAGAAAUUGCUGGUAUCUUACAAGAAAUGGGAGCAGACAAGACUGCUGUAGCCAACAUUUUAGAACGCUGCCCAGAGGCAAUUCUCCACACUCCUACGGAGAUAAACUCUCAAAGAGCUCUAUGGCAGUUAGUAUGCCAGAAUGAAAAACAGUUGAUUAAAUUAAUAGAGCAAUUUCCAGAGUCUUUUUUCACUAUUGACUAUCGUGAGAACCAGAAGGCAAAUAUACUGUUUUUUCAAGAGUUAGGACUUAAGAAUCAUAUAAUCACCAGGUUCUUGACAAGCGCACCAACUAUUUUCUACAAUCCUGUUGAGAAAACCAGAAAUGUGAUAGAGACAUUACAAAGAAAUUAUUUAAGUUUGGGAGGUUCUGAUGCAAAUAUGAAGAUCUGGAUACUGAAGCUAUUGAGCCAAAACCCAUUUAUUUUAUUAAGUACCUCCAGCACAAUCCAGGAGAACUUGGAAUUUCUCCAGAAGAAUGAUUUCACUGACAAUGAAGUGCUACAGCUGCUGUCCAAACUUAAAGGCUUCAUUUUUCAACUUACCCCUACUACUAUGCAGAAGAGUAUGCUUUUUUCCCAAAAUGUCUUCAAGUGCAGCGAUCAAGAAUUAAAACAGCUAGUGCUGAAAUGCCCAGCCCUUCUCUACUAUUCUGUUCCAAUUUUGGAAGAAAGACUUGAAGGCCUGCUGAAGGCAGGAAUUUCUGUAGCACAGAUUAGAGAGACACCGAUGGUGCUGGAAUUGACAACACAAAUUGUUCAGUACCGAAUUAAAAAACUCUCUGCUUUGGGAUACGAUAUAAAGAGUGGAUCUCUAGAAAGCUUGAAUGGUACUAAGAAAGAUUUUGAAGUCAGUUAUGGUAAGAUACAGUCAAAGAAGGAGAGACCCAUUUUUAAUCCUGUUGCUCCUAUAAACGUUGAAGAUUAAUUUGAAUGCUGUCCUUUAAAUAACGCAAAAGAAAACUAUCAAAGAGAAAAGAGAUGUUGGUUCUUUGAGAAGAGCCAAACCAAAAGCAAUCUUAACCAGACUGUAGUCUUACGCUGUACUUUGUUUCUGGACUGGGUGUUAGGCACAACUUCAUAAAACAAUUGUAGCUUUCUAGCAUUGUCAAAUAAUAUCAUAGAACCUGGUUAUGAUAAAGGUUGCCUUUUUCCCACCAAGGAGGACCUCA
Molecule: messenger RNA, 2035 nt
Organism: Calidris pugnax (ruff)
Lineage: Eukaryota; Metazoa; Chordata; Aves; Charadriiformes; Scolopacidae
Gene: MTERF2
Product: mitochondrial transcription termination factor 2
Exons: 2
Coding region: 442-1791 (449 amino acids)
Biological process (GO): termination of mitochondrial transcription; regulation of DNA-templated transcription
Cellular component (GO): mitochondrial matrix
Molecular function (GO): double-stranded DNA binding
Source: RefSeq, a predicted model, not a curated record